AUGGGUUACAGAGGUCAAAGAACGCAUAUCAAGCGUUUAGCUGCACCUAAACAUUGCAAAGCUCGGUGGUGUUUUGCACCCUGACCCAGCACAGGACCCCACAAGGUGAGGGAGUGUCUGCUGUUGAUAAUUUUCCUUAGAAAUCGUCUGAAGUAUGCACUCGCCUCUGAUGAGGUGAAGAAGAUUGUGAAGCAGAAGUUGAUAAGUGUUGAUGGACAAGUGAGAACAGAUUUCACAUACCCAGCUGGUUUCAUGGAUGUCAUCACCAUUGAAAAGACCGAUGAAUAUUUCCGUUUGAUUUAUGAUGCAAAAGGAAAAAUUAUUGUGCACUGUAUUAAAGCUGAUGAAGCAAAGUAUAACCUGUGCCGCAUAAAGAAAGUACAAACUGGUAUAAAGGGAAUUCCAUUCCUAGUAAUACAUGACAGUCGUACAAUCCGCUACCCUGAUCCCCUCAUCAAAGUCAGUGACAGUGUUUUGUUAGAUAUUGCUACUAGCAAGAUCGAAGCGUUUAUCAAAUUUGACUCUGGUAACCUAUGUAUGAUCACUGGCGGCCACAACAUUGGGUGUGUCGGUGUAAUAACUCACAGGGAUAGACAUCCAGGGUCCUUUGACAUUGUACAUGUCGGAGAUACAUUGGGGCAUGUAUUUGCCACAUGAUUUAAAAAU
Octopus sinensis (East Asian common octopus) is the source of this 666-nucleotide messenger RNA. Its product is annotated as 40S ribosomal protein S4-like. Gene Ontology annotation, molecular function: structural constituent of ribosome; RNA binding. Gene Ontology annotation, cellular component: ribosome; cytosolic small ribosomal subunit. Lineage: Eukaryota; Metazoa; Mollusca; Cephalopoda; Octopoda; Octopodidae. Gene Ontology annotation, biological process: translation. The record is from RefSeq and is a predicted model, not a curated record.